AAAAUACCUCAAAAAGAAAAAUGGGCAUCGUACCAUUUCCCGUUGUAGCAGGAGCCUUCAAAUCGGCCGUAGGCAUCCUAGGCAUAGGAGCUGCUUCCCUAGCCAUAUUCCCCCUCUUGCCCUUCAUAUUCGCCAGCCUGGCUUAUUUCCACUACGAUCAGUUCGAUCCAGAGAACAGGAUAGUUGAUACGAAACAGCUGCUGCACACAUACGAUUUCAUCGUUGUAGGAGCAGGAUCGGCAGGUUCAGUUGUGACAAACCGUCUGACUGAAAACCCUAACUGGAAUGUCCUACUGAUCGAGGCUGGAGGUCAUGAGAAUGAAAUCACAGAUGUCCCGAUCCUUAGUCUGUACCUGCACAAGAGCAAAGUCGACUGGGGAUAUAAGACUGAACCGCAACCCACAGCAUGUCAAGCAAUGAUAGAGAAUAGAUGCAGCUGGACAAGAGGUAAAAUCCUAGGAGGUUCGAGCGUCCUAAACACCAUGUUAUACGUGAGGGGAAACAGAAGAGAUUAUGACCAUUGGGUUGAACAAGGCAAUCCAGGGUGGUCUUACGAAGAAGUUCUGCCCUACUUCAAGAAAAGCGAGGAUCAACGUAACCCCUACCUAGCCAAAAAUACGAAGUACCACGCAACAGGAGGUUACCAAACGGUUCAAGAUGCCCCUUACAACACCCCCUUAGGACCAGCCUUCAUAGAAGCUGGCCAAGAGAUGGGCUACGAUAUCAGAGACAUCAACGGCGAAAAACAGACAGGUUUCGCCUUCUACCAGUUCACGAUGAGGAGGAACGCAAGAUGCUCAACUUCCAAGGCUUUCCUCCGGCCGAUCAGACUGCGGAAAAACUUCCACGUGUCCUUGUGGUCGCACGUGACCAGGGUGCUCAUAGAUCCGGCGUCCAAGAGAGCCUACGGUGUCGAAUUCUUCAAGAACGGGAAGUACUACAGGGUCAUGGCCAGGAAAGAAGUCAUUCUGUCUGCGGGUGCCAUCAAUUCGCCGCAUAUAUUGAUGUUGAGCGGUAUCGGUCCGGCGAAGCAUUUGCAGGAGAAGGGUAUAAGGGUCAUCAGGGAUGCUCCGGGCGUUGGGCAGAAUUUGCAGGAUCACAUAGCCGUUGGGGGAUUGACUUUCCUCAUAGAUCCAAAGGUGGCGAUCGUUAUGAAUCGACUGGUUAAUAUUAAUUCAGCUCUGAGAUAUGCGAUACAGGAGAAUGGACCCUUAACUUCGAGUAUAGGACUGGAAGCAGUUGGUUUCAUAUCCACCAAAUACGCAAACCAAACAGACGACUGGCCUGAUAUAGAGUUCAUGUUGACCAGCGCUUCAGUGAACGCAGACGGUGGCCAACAGGUGGCGCGGGCUCAUGGUCUAACGGACGAGUUCUACAAGGAAAUCUACGAACCCGUCAACUACAAAGACAGUUUCUCAGUGUUUCCCAUGAUGCUACGUCCAAAGAGUCGCGGGGAGAUCAAACUCAGAUCCAAGGACCCUUUCGACUACCCACUUCUCUACCACAACUACCUCACCCACCCACAUGACGUAGAUGUGCUCAGGGAAGGCCUUAAGGCCGCCAUUGCGUAUGGCUACACCGACACCUUCAAGAAAUUCGGUGCAAGGCUUCAUAAUCCACCUCUGCCAAAUUGUAAGCAUCUUCCAAUGCACACGGACGAGUAUUGGAACUGCGCGAUACGACAAUAUACCUUGUCCAUCUACCAUUACUCUUGUACUGCUAAGAUGGGACCACGUGAUGAUCCAAUGGCCGUCGUGGAUCCCGAAUUGAGGGUUUAUGGAGUUCCUGGACUGAGAGUCAUUGAUGCUUCCAUCAUGCCAACCAUAACGAAUGGAAACAUCAAUGCUCCUGUCAUCAUGAUAGGAGAGAAAGGAGCAGAUAUGGUGAAGAAUUACUGGCUUCGAAGGAGUUUUGGAGGAAGGAGAAAAAAAGAAGCUAGAAGUAGUAAUGUUAAUUCCACCAUCUUCUGAAUGUUUCGAACCCAAAUGCUCAAUAGAAUAUCUAAGUCAUUAACUAUAGGAAUCCAUAAUUUUUUUGAAAUAGUCGAGGAUUUGCCAUCACAAUAUUGUUGCUCAAUGUUAGACUACAACUGUGUUUUGAAUGUGCUCUGUGUUUCGUGAAGACGGUUUGAGCAGUGAAAGAAAUUAACCAAAGUGUGACGAUUGUUGAUUCUGACUUGUUCACCAUAAACACUGACUAGAAAUAAGGAGCAUCGUCAAUGUUAUUAUGAUACGACUUUUGUACAUUUUGUAUUGAUUAAGAU
Coccinella septempunctata (seven-spotted ladybird) is the source of this 2263-nucleotide messenger RNA. Its product is annotated as glucose dehydrogenase [FAD, quinone]. Gene Ontology annotation, molecular function: flavin adenine dinucleotide binding; oxidoreductase activity, acting on CH-OH group of donors. The record is from RefSeq and is a predicted model, not a curated record. The transcript has 4 exons. Lineage: Eukaryota; Metazoa; Arthropoda; Insecta; Coleoptera; Coccinellidae. The coding region runs from base 21 to 1970 and encodes 649 amino acids.